This is a messenger RNA of Penicillium subrubescens, 834 nucleotides long. RefSeq lists its product as uncharacterized. The transcript is spliced from 3 exons. Bases 1 to 834 code for a protein of 277 amino acids. NCBI's taxonomy places the organism in Eukaryota, Fungi, Ascomycota, Eurotiomycetes, Eurotiales, Aspergillaceae. The record is from RefSeq and is a predicted model, not a curated record.
AUGAGAACCAACUACAGCCUUCAGAAACUCACGUCAUCGAUGUUGGAGAAGUGGAUGAGGAAGUUGUUCGGUGGUGGUCUGCGAUACUCAAUAACGGAUGGGAAGGCAUUCUGGGUUAAAAAUCCAAUCGCAAAUUCCUCGCCCCGUGAACAAUUUCUCGCACAUAUCAAACAUCGUUUGCCAUUAAACAAAGAGGAUAUUCUUCUGCCUUCAUCAACACACCUUUAUCUUCAGAAAGGGCUUAUAAAGCCCUUACGGAGUUUGCAUGUUUACAUAGAUUGGGCAGUCAAUUCCCAAGCUCAGCUGGUGGUAAGAAGUCAACCGCUCCUAUCGAUGUUAUACCGUCGACGUGGGAGAGUUUCUCCUUACUACAUUACUCUGAGUUGCAGUCCGGAGGUGAUAAUAUCAGCUCUUUGUGGGUCAUUCUGGAAACCUGAUGUUCCUUGCAAUCUCGUAAGCUCAUGGUUACAUCCAGUCCUGAAUGAGGUCUUGGGUAUCGCAUCUUUUACAAUGGGCCACGAUCAGGGAAUUCUUGCUUUGGUAGGUGCAAUUCGCCGUCUAGGUUUGAGUGCACUUUGGAUCGGAGCAGUUGCAAGUGGGCUAGGACCAGUGGUUCUUAAAAAUGCAGGCUGCCUCUCGAUCCACUUGCACAUCCAUGAACUGGCUAUCCGCAAAGUUUCAUGGAAAUUGCAGGUUCGGGUCCAUAUACUUGUAAAAAUUCUGAAUCUAUCUCAAGGGCAGACGUGUGGCGCUUACUACAUCUCCCUUCGGUUGAAGAAGAUGACCUUUGCUAUAAAUACGGGCCCUCGACACCUUGGGCUCCCUGUGGGGUAA